Penicillium manginii is the source of this 1458-nucleotide messenger RNA. Its product is annotated as NAD(P)/FAD-dependent oxidoreductase. Gene Ontology annotation, cellular component: cytoplasm. The transcript has 2 exons. The coding region runs from base 1 to 1458 and encodes 485 amino acids. NCBI's taxonomy places the organism in Eukaryota, Fungi, Ascomycota, Eurotiomycetes, Eurotiales, Aspergillaceae. The record is from RefSeq and is a predicted model, not a curated record. Gene Ontology annotation, molecular function: oxidoreductase activity.
AUGGGCCAAAUCUAUUCAAAAGUAUACGACGAGGCCAUUAAGCUCCGAGAACUCCUAUCCGAGAUAUCCACCACAAAACGAUGUUUCGACGAUCUGGUUUCUCGAGUCUGGACCCCAACAUUGCCGGUCUCGAACCCCACCUCCUCAUUCUGGCAAAACGACCCGAUAUUCCCGGAGCUGGUCAACAUGCAAUCUGAGACUCUCCCAGAUACCGCCGACAUUGUAAUUAUUGGGUCAGGCAUAUCCGGUGCCAGCGUGGCAUACUCGGUUCUAAAUGGUGUCCGGAACGACCAGAGAGAUAAGCAGCCCUUGAAGAUAGUCAUGAUCGAAGCAAGGGAGACUUGCAGCGGUGCUACCGGAAGAAAUGGAGGGCAUAUCAAAUGCGCCGCGUAUUUGGAAUAUUCCUCUCUCAAAUCAAGAUACGGAAUCGAUAGCGCGAAGAAAAUUUUACAAUUUCAGAGACGACAUAUGCCACUCCUACUUGAUAUGGUACAGCAGAUGGGAUUGGAUUCCGCAGAGGCAAGGGAAGUGGAGACGGUAGACGUCUUCACCGAUGCGAAGGUAUGGAACGAGGCAAAGAAGAUGGUACAACAAUCAAGGGAAGAUGUCCCCGACACAGCUGAAGACAUUCUCGUCCAUGAUGAUUAUGUAUCGAGACUAGGACCCCCCGCUACCGAUAUACAAAUCGAAUAUAAAGACACUGACCGGCCAUUUGUGGUCACCACACCAAGGGGAGACAUCCGUGCAACACAUGUUGUACAUGCCACGGAUGGAUUCGCCGCGAAUCUCAUCCCGGGAAUAAAAGGGAAACUUUUCCCGAUACGGGGACACAUGACUGCUCAAAGCCCUGGAGCUUAUUUUUCAACACUUGAAGGUUCACGAUCAUGGUGUAUUCAUCACAAGCGCGGUUUCGACUAUAUCAGCCAACGACCCGGUGAAGGCGAGCUUAUGGUUGGGGGUGGGGUGGUUCAGUCAGAGGAAAAGGGAAUGGAGGAGUUUGGUAUCUGGAGAGACGACCAAAUCAGUUAUCGUAUUCUUGCGUAUCUGUAUGGCAUCAUGCCUACUAUGUUCGGUACCAAUAGCUGGGGUGUCGAUGAAGCUCCCCGGCCGAAGCAAGCAUGGACUGGCUGUAUGGGAUUUACGCCAGAUCUUCUACCUUAUGUUGGCAAGCUGGAGCAUAGUCUUACUCAACGGAAACUAGAGACUCUGUCGCGAGAAGGUGACAAAAAGGAGGCAGCCGAGUGGAUCUCGGCAGGAUUUCAAGGGGAAGGGAUGGUUAUGGCGUGGUUAUCAGGUGUUGCUGUGGGUUUGAUGAUUCUAGGGGACGAGGAUGAUGCAUUUGUGGAAUGUUCAGGGAUACCCGGAGGAAAAGUUAAGGAUUGGUUACCUGCAGAGUUCGUUUGUUCCAAACGAAGGGUCGACAAGUUGAGUAUAACAGACCUAGCAACGCUUCUGUAG